AUGAACACGCUUCAAGACAAAAGCCGGAUAUACAGGGCUUUCCAAAAGGGAGGUCCAACGUUUGGUGGAUGGCAGAUGCUCCCUGGAACUAACCACUCCCGAGCAAUCGCCCGCUCAGGCGUCGACUGGAUAUGCGUAGAUACCGAACAUGGCAACAUCAAUGAUUCGCAGAUGCACGAAGCUGUCACGGCAAUAGCCCACGCCGGCGUCUCCCCCCUCGUCCGCAUCGCCGCAAAUGAAGCGUGGAUGGUAAAGCGCGCCCUUGAUGCCGGCGCACACGGCGUCGUCGUGCCUCUAAUCUACACAGUCGACGAUGCCAAACGCCUCGUUUCGUCGACUAAAUUCCCGCCACAGGGGACGCGAGGAUUCGGUUCGCCGCUCUCGGUUCAAUGCUUCAAUAACGAAUCUAUGACAUACUACCUACAGCACGCCAACGAGUUACGUGUUCCCAUCCCUCCCUCAAGUCCCAAACAUGGAGGAGAGACGGCGUCUGCUUUGCAACAUGUUCGUGAAAUUGCCGCCAUCCCGGGUGUGGACUGUUUGUUGAUCGGGCCGUUUGAUCUGGGAAAUAACAUUGGUCAUCCGAUUUUGACUUCCAGACUCGACCCGGAGUUGGAGGAGGCGAUUGAGAAGAUCAAGGAUGCGGCGCAUGCGGAGGGGAAGAAGGUCGCCAUGUACUGUAAUAGCGGAGAGGAUGCGAGGAGAUAUGCAGAUCGGGGCUUUGAUAUGAUUAGCAUACUGACGGAUCAGAUGGGUAUUAUAGGAGCAUUCAAACAGAGUUUGAGCGUCGCUACUGGGGCGGUGGAGGGGAGCGGCGAUACGAGUGUCAAGGGAUACGAUGGGAAGUAA
Molecule: messenger RNA, 849 nt
Organism: Pyrenophora tritici-repentis Pt-1C-BFP
Lineage: Eukaryota; Fungi; Ascomycota; Dothideomycetes; Pleosporales; Pleosporaceae
Product: HpcH, 2,4-dihydroxyhept-2-ene-1,7-dioic acid aldolase
Cellular component (GO): cytoplasm
Molecular function (GO): aldehyde-lyase activity
Source: RefSeq, a predicted model, not a curated record